Messenger RNA from Toxoplasma gondii ME49, 4511 nucleotides. RefSeq names its product subtilisin SUB11 (gene SUB11). The transcript is spliced from 6 exons. Gene Ontology annotation, biological process: proteolysis. Gene Ontology annotation, molecular function: calcium ion binding; serine-type endopeptidase activity. NCBI's taxonomy places the organism in Eukaryota, Apicomplexa, Conoidasida, Eucoccidiorida, Sarcocystidae. The record is from RefSeq and is a predicted model, not a curated record. Bases 1 to 3642 code for a protein of 1213 amino acids.
AUGUCGGACUUACGGGCCGGUGUGCAACCGGUCUCUUGUCGAUCGGCUUGUGAGGCCGACAUUUCCUAUGCUCGCGUCGGGUCGGUCGCUAGGUUUGUUUCUCUCCGACAAAAACGUAGUCGUCAUCAUGAAGUCGAUCCCAGGCCCCUGCGGAGGCACUUUUACUACCUGUCGACUUCUCGGCCCUCUUUGUUUCUUGUUUUCCUGCCUCUCUUGAUUGUCUACGCAUCCGGAACAGCUGUCCUCUCACAGAUUCACGAUGGAAGUGACAGCGAAACUCGCACCGCCGAAGGGGCUUUGGGGAAUCUGGCUCCGGACAAAGACACGCGUCAGCCCGUCAGUCAGUUUCUUUCUCUGUCUAGUUCCGAUCCGCUUCACGCGCCACAGCGUGUUGGUACAGCGGGAACAAGUGAGGACCCGGCAGCGACUUCCGCAGCCAUUUCUGGUGAAAAGUUUUUCAAGGAAAUGGCCCCGGAGCUGAGAAACACGGCAGAACAGCCCUUCGUUUUGGGGAACACUGUCGAUGUUCCAUCAUCUUCAGAAGAACCCGGGAACAGGGAAGAGUAUGGACUUCUGAACGAAACAAGGUCAGCGCCCAGGGAAGAGCAGCAGGGUAUAAAACCGGAAACUCUUGAUUUUGAGAAAGGAAUCUCGUUCGUGCUCCGACCCUCAGAAGGAGAAUCUUUGUUGCUUGCUGGCGUGAGCAGCGCUUCAGCAGAACAGACCGACGUAGAAAAACAAGAAAGUGCCGAAAACGUUAAGAAUUUUUCGACCGAAGUCCUCGAAGGUGCAGCCAACCUCCGAGGGCGAUCCAUCAGCCCAGCUCUGCUUCCUUCUUCCUCCCCAUUUCCUUCCCGUGCUUCUUCCGCUUCCUCUACGCCCGAUUCGACAGCUCUCGUGUCCUCGUUACCGCCGACUCUUGCUUCUGCGUUGGUGUCUGGCCUCUCAGAGCACCUGGCGUCUUCCUUUCCCCUGUUCAAUCCUUCGCUUUUACCUGAGUCUCGCUGGGCGUUUUCGGGUGAUGAACACAACCUGCUUUGUCUGAUAGGUCCCGGCGGCAGCUGCUCCAAGACGCCUACGCCGACCGAAUUGCUGGGUCUUUUGAACGAAAGCACAGAGUGGAUUUUGACCCCGACCGCCACGAUUCUGCAAAGUAUUGGGCGUACCGUGGACAAAAUGAUUAGCGGUUUCGUUCUGCGCACGGCGCCUGUGUUGCCGAACUAUCGCAGGAACGUGAUUAUUUCCUACCGCGGCUUCAAGCCGUUCAUGUUGCUCGAGAUGCUCGCGCAACGCAACCACUUCCUCCACCACUUGUCUUCUUUGUUUUCCUCGCUGCAACCCAUUCGGUCCAUUUACCUUCGGAACCUGGGCAUGGAAAUCUUCGAACUGCCCGACGUGCUCGGUCUCGGCGAAUUCAUGAAGGCUGCGCUCGGCCUCCGGCAGUACGUCGACCACGUCUUCGAGGAUCAAGAACUCACCGAUUUCGACGACGAAAAACAAUCGGCCAGUGCAGAAGAAAGGGCAGAACCUGGCCUGAUUUCCUUCGCUGACGAACCUGAAGCCUCGGGCGCGGCGGACGACAAAAGUAGCCGACAGAUCCCCGGCGAACGAAGCCGCAAUCGCCAGAAAGAGGACCCCUGUGAUGGAUUCAACAGUCCGAACGAUGUGGAUGCCGGAUGUGGAGAAUCCACGAAAGAGAACCCCGAUUCUAGCAGCAACGCAUUUUCUUCUCAACGGCGCAGACUGCAAGUCAUACCGAAUGACCCUUUCACGUGGAAACAGUGGCCGUUUAGUGACAGCGGCCCGUCGCGCUGGGGCACUGAAGCACCAAGGGCGUGGGAAUUGUGGACAGGUGCAAAUAUGCAAAAGCGACUGACAGUGGCCGUCAUCGAUAGCGGGGUUGACUACCGACACCCUGACUUGAAGAACAUGAUCUGGCACAACGAAGGCGAGAUAUGCAACAACGGGAUCGACGACGACAGAAACGGGCUGGUGGACGAUUGUCUUGGAUGGGACUUCAUCCACGGUGACAACGACCCUGACGACGAUAACGGGCACGGAACAGCGUCUGCAGGCAUCAUCGCCGCGGAGCCGAACAACCACAUCGGCAUGGCGGGAAUCUGCUGGGGCUGCGAAAUUAUGAUUUUGAAGGCUCUGAACAAAGACAUCAAAGGCACCGUCAGCAGCUUCGCACGAGCCAUCGACUAUGCCUUGGGCAAAGGAGUCAAAAUCUCCAACAACAGCUAUGGCGGCAGAGGCAGCGGCUUUCAUGGACUCGAACAGGCUGUGGAACGCGCCCGAGCCGCUGGAAUGAUCUUUGUCGCCGCUGCAGGGAACUACAAUGGAAACAAUGACAAUGACAAAGACCCCGUGUUUCCUGCCUCAUAUCAACUGGACAACAUCAUUUCCGUCGCUGCCAUUACGAGGGCUGGAAGUCUGGCGAAUUUUUCCAGUUACGGAAAGACGCAGGUGGACAUUGCGGCGCCUGGCGCUCAGAUCAUGUCAACCUCUUUGAGUGGAACCUAUCGCACGGUCGAAGGAACGAGUUUCGCCGUUCCCUUCGUUUCCGGGGCAGUUGCACUGGUUUGGUCGCGGUUUCCGUAUCUUCCGUAUCGAGAGGUGAUCGAUCGCAUCCUGAGAAAUGCAAAGUACAAUCCUCAACUCCAGGGAUACAUUGCGACUUCAGGCGUGCUGGACAUCCGGAAGGCAUUGACCAACGGAGCGGCGUCGCUUCCCCAUUGGGACGCUUCCAGUUCCUCCGCUCUUCUGGUUCCAACUAACCCGUUGUCGCAAUGUGCAGACUUGCGGUGCCAUCCUGUGGCGACGUGCGUCGUAACCUCGACCUUGCAAAAGUCUUGUCAGUGUCCACAAGGGUAUCAGGGGAACGGCUUCGAUUGCCGAGACAUCGACGAGUGUGCCUUCAACCCAUGCGGUCCCGCAUCCGUGUGCAGAAAUCUGCCCGGGUCGUUUGAGUGCAGAUGCCGGGAAGGGUUUAGACAAGUUGACGAUUCCUGCAUAGACAUUGACGAGUGCCGAGAAUCUUGGGGCGGACGCACUCCUGGACAGGCGUGUCCGCCGCAGGCGAUUUGCCAAAAUUUCAGCGGGUCGUUCGACUGUGUGUGCCCACCCGGAUCCGUCUGGAAUGCGCAGUCUGGGUACAACGCACAGUGCUUGACUCUCAACACACCUCUGACCGGUCCAUGCGUGAACAACGGCGGCUGCGGCAGGAAUGCCUUAUGUCAAGCUUCGGGUGCUGUCCUCUACUACCAGCGAACGUGUGUUUGUUUGAAUGGCUACGAGAAGCUGAGCUCAUCGGUGCAAGCAGGACUCCUCGGGGAAGGUCGAGAGCUGUGCAUCCGCGAGGGUAUCAUCGAAUCGGAAAUCAGGCGAUAUCUCACCAUUAUGCAAUCCUUCGCUACAAGAGAGACAUUGGAAAAGAAAUCGGUUGAAGCAGUUCCGUCUUCUAACACCCAAGGUAUCGCGGAUGGGGGCAACGGCAUGGGAACCGCAGACCUCUUGACUGGAGGAUGGCUUUGGCCUAGAAGUUCCCCUCCGCCUUCGCCCGCCCCUUCAAACAUCGCGCCAUGCUUCUUUGGAAUUUGUCUUCUGGGAGGGUCAGCCGAAAACAGCAACGGCCCUUGAUGGAAGGAGAGGGCAUCAUACAUAAAGAGAUAGUCACUGCAAAGGAAAUCGAUAGCCCCUUUUAAAUCGUGUUCCCGCAAGCCUAGUCGCUACUCAAAAAUUUGUCAUGGAUGAACAGCCACGCAGCACAGGCUUGCGCGCACAGGACUCGCAGGAGUUUUUGGCGCUCAAGUGGCGGCAACUGCUCUGGCACGAUGCUUCAGUGGAUAAUGCGAAGCUGGGCUCCAUAUAUCUUACGUCGACGCUAAAACAUGAGCACAAUGAUGCAUAUCAGAUGGCUUCGAUGUGUUUGCGUAGCAACUGUUGAACAGCGGAGCUGUCUGCGUCGUGUGAAGCACACGAGUUAGUUGUAUUCACCGUUUAUAUGCAGAGCUGGCGGUGUCGCGUGGUCAUUUUGUAGGUGAAAUAUCAGGAAUCAAUCACUUGAGAUACUGAUGCCCACACUGUGUAUAACCGACCGAGUUCGUUUGGUUCUAAUGCCAAAUUGAGGAUCCAAGGAGACUUCUUGUAUUAGUGCUGCCCGCAGCCAUAGCCAGGGCAGUAUCAGAUAACCAACAUGAUAAGAACGCUGAAACACAUGCGAAUUUCAAUGAAAGUUAAUCAUGAACCAAGUAUCAACACACACAACUGCUGGCAUCCCCCGUCAGCGGAUCUCCGUCGUGCUGGCCUCCUUCAAAAACGUUUUUAAAUCAUGUGCCGUCCUUAUACGUUGUAAAAAUAGGGGACAUCUCUGUCUCAUCUUUUGCCUUUCUUGGUGAAAACCGCAUUCAAUCACAAACAACGCUACGGCGCACAGGUAUGUCGCCGAUGCCCUCAUGAACUUUACACAACGUAGGCAAUAUCGGCAGGGCUCACUACGCCCUCUGUUU